AUGAUUGGAGGAGAGAAUAUUACUGGACAAAAUUUGAGAGCUUUAUAUGAAUUUGUGGAUGUAUUAGCUAAUUAUUUCCCUCAUCGUACAAUCCAUCCUCAACCUAGAGAGACAGAAUUUAAUGGUUCUCAAAAUUCUAGAGAAAUUAAUGAAUUUAAUGAAAAAGAUAAUAUUGAGUUUUUAAAUGCUAGCAGUCGAGCUCGUGUUGUUUUUAGGUUGUUUAUUUAA
Molecule: messenger RNA, 228 nt
Organism: Meloidogyne enterolobii
Lineage: Eukaryota; Metazoa; Nematoda; Chromadorea; Rhabditida; Meloidogynidae
Source: the annotation of a GenBank genome assembly